UUUAAUUAUCUUAUCUGUUGUCCAUUCACAAAAAGUGACCCAGUGCUAUCGGUCGAAUAAACACUCGCUUUACAGAUUACAGUGACAUAACGUGUUGACUUGACCUACUUCUUAGAGCUGACCAAACCAUAACAAAGAGAGUGCGAAAUGGUCUAUUGGAGAACUGACCGCCAUGGUUUGAACUGAUCUGGGGAAUGUGGAAAGAAAUCAGCGAGCGCCAGUGGUGGCGCCUUUGGCCAUUCCUUGCCGUGGGAGACACCUUGAUCGGGGUGGUCAUUUUGCCGAAUUUUGUGGCGAGUUACUGGAUGGGCACAUGGCUGAUCUACGACUUCUACCUCUACCCUGAUGACAUCCGUCUGUCCGCCUGGAUAUGCUAUGCCGUUGGUAACGUUUGUGUUCUUAUCUGCAUCCUCAGCCAGCACAUUUUGCGGUCAUGGUUCAUUCCGAAAGAUGGCAAGAGGACAUGGGGGUUUCUGAUAGCCUUGCAUGUUUACAAGUACGUAAUGGCGUUAAUCGGCGUCAUGCAGUGGCGCGGAUUAGCUUAUGUGGCCGUGUUGUACACAGGGAUGACGCUGACCAGCGCGGUGGUGGGAUUGAUAGGCGCCACCAUUCUCCUUGCACUGCUUAGGAACCACAUCGGUAUCCUGACCCCUCCUCUCACAAUGGCACUAGAUCCGGACGUGGUGGAUUCCUUCACGAUUCCGACCAAAUUCUCCUGUGAGCCUGGACUUAGCUGGAAGUUCCUGCUAGACACCCUAUUCACAGUCUUCGUGGUCACCACUUUUGCCGGAUUCGCCCUCAAAGGAUAUUGGAUACUUCUGGAGCUAGGUAUGCCGGUGGACGAGAGCGACCCUAUAGAUCUGAUGGACAAAGGACUGGUCUCGUUAUUGAUAUUCUACGGCCUGGUAUCCAUUCCUAUCAUAGGCCAGUAUGAGUUAAAGAAACUGAACAAAAAAGUGGAGCACAAACACCCGUAUCUUGUGGCCACGAUAGAAGAAGUCUUCAUCGCCAUACUGGGUAUGCUUCCCAUGCUGUUUUGGCGUGCAGUAUACCUGAUUCAUUUAAGCUUUGUGCCCCCGGAGUAUUACAAAGUAUAUUUAUGGACGUCCCAUGUCAUAGGAUUUAUCGGCGCAUGCGCCAUGCGAGCGUCAACAAGCAUGAUUCCUUUAGGAUGCGUCUCGGACAAGGAGGCGUUCCAAAACGAGUUUGGAAUUUUUGACUAUCGUUAUUCUCGGUUUUUCCUGGACAAGAGGAGAACUAUACGACAACAAGAGAAGGAGGAUAAGCUUGAUUUUAGUGAUCUCAGUUAGUGAUGUGUAGGUGCCUUUGGUAUUACGUGUAGUUCACGAUUGUUAUAUCAUCGUUAUUUCAUUUUUGUUGAAAAUAGUUAUGAUUCAUAUUAAACCAUGUUUUCAUACAAAACAAUCACGAAUAGACUAAAACUUGUGAAUAACAAAUUUUUCAGAUUUUUAAUGUUUUUAUCGAAGUGGAUUAUAUAUAAACAUGAUAAAAGUUAAAAAAUAUUGUAAAAUUUUGUGCCAUUAAGUUCAUUCAUCUUUUUAUACAUUAAUAUUACUUAUUACUACUCAAGAGAAUAUUAAAUCUAUGUACAAUCCGACAAGAUGUAGUCGUAAACAGUUAUGAAGCGAUGGAAUACCGGUAUCAUCUUUGAUCAACACUUCAUCCUGUACAGUAGUAACUGCCUAUAGUGUUCACACACUUGUUCCGACAAGGGUUGGAAUAACAUUCGUCUAAGUCUGUAAUAAAACAAUU
This is a messenger RNA of Magallana angulata, 1773 nucleotides long. RefSeq lists its product as uncharacterized. The record is from RefSeq and is a predicted model, not a curated record. The transcript has 2 exons. Lineage: Eukaryota; Metazoa; Mollusca; Bivalvia; Ostreida; Ostreidae. Bases 195 to 1310 code for a protein of 371 amino acids.